GUGUCCGUCGGUCGGGCCGCGCGGGCGGCUCCGCGCGUGGCCCGGCGCUCGCGAGCUCGCCCCCUCGCUGCGGGCCCGGCCCGCCCGCUGCCGCCGCCUCCUCCCCCGGGGCGGCGCGGCGCCGGCGGGCGGCGGCGCGGAGGCCGGACCGGGCGGCGGCCCAGGCGGCGCGGGGGGCGCGGCGGCCAAGGCGGGCGGCGCAGGAGACAUGACGGACAACAUCCCGCUGCAGCCGGUGCGCCAGAAGAAGCGGAUGGACAGCAGGCCCCGCGCCGGAGCUUUGUUGGGAGUCUGGUUGAGUAAGAACUCUGGCCAGAAAAUGGCCCCAGAGGACUUGACUGCCAGCAGCUGUCUCAGACCUCAAGUGAUGGAGUCCGUGGUGACCCGGAUGCCACAGGCCUGGUGCUCCCGCCGGACCAGGACCAGGGGGCAUCAGUGGUGCUGUGAGUGGCUGAGAUGCUGUGGUGGAGGGGAGCCCAGACCCCGCACCGUCUGGUUGGGGCACCCCGAGAAGAGGGACCAGAGGUACCCUCGGAAUGUCAUCAACAAUCAGAAGUACAACUUCUUCACCUUUUUGCCUGGGGUGCUGUUUAACCAGUUCAAAUACUUCUUCAACCUCUACUUCUUGCUUCUCGCCUGCUCCCAGUUCGUCCCCGAGAUGAGGCUUGGAGCGCUGUACACCUACUGGGUCCCCCUGGGCUUCGUGCUGGCCGUCACCAUCAUCCGGGAGGCGGUGGAGGAGAUCCGAUGCUACGUUCGGGACAAGGAAGUCAACUCCCAGGUCUACAGCCGGCUCACAGCAAGAGGGACGGUGAAGGUGAAGAGUUCCAGCAUCCAAGUUGGAGACCUUAUCAUUGUUGAAAAGAACCAGCGGGUCCCUGCAGACAUGAUCUUCCUGAGGACAUCAGAAAAAAACGGGUCUUGCUUCUUGCGGACGGAUCAGCUGGACGGGGAGACGGACUGGAAGCUUCGGCUCCCCGUGGCCUGCACGCAGAGGCUCCCCACCGCCGCCGAUCUCCUUCAGAUUCGCUCGUACGUCUACGCGGAGGAGCCGAACAUCGACAUUCACAACUUCGUGGGUACUUUCACCCGAGAGGACAGCGACCCUCCGAUCAGCGAGAGUCUGAGCAUCGAGAACGCGCUCUGGGCUGGCACGGUCAUCGCGUCAGGUACUGUUGUGGGUGGUGUUCUUUACACGGGGAGAGAGCUCCGGAGCGUCAUGAAUACCUCAAAUCCUCGAAGUAAGAUUGGUCUGUUUGACCUGGAAGUGAACUGCCUCACCAAGAUCCUCUUUGGGGCUCUGGUGGUGGUGUCGCUGGUCAUGGUCGCCCUCCAGCACUUUGCCGGGCGCUGGUACCUGCAGAUCAUCCGCUUCCUCCUCUUGUUUUCCAACAUCAUUCCCAUCAGUCUGCGUGUGAACUUGGACAUGGGCAAGAUCGUGUACAGCUGGGUCAUCCGCAGGGACUCAAAAAUCCCCGGGACGGUGGUUCGUUCCAGCACGAUCCCCGAGCAGCUGGGGAGGAUUUCCUACUUGCUCACAGACAAGACAGGAACUCUUACCCAGAACGAGAUGGUUUUCAAACGGCUCCAUCUAGGCACCGUGGCCUACGGGCUCGACUCGAUGGAUGAAGUACAAAGCCACAUUUUUAGUAUUUACACUCAGCAGCCCCAGGACCCGCCUGCUCAGAAGGGCCCCACACUCACCACCAAAGUGCGGCGGACCAUGAGCAGCCGCGUGCACGAAGCGGUCAAGGCCAUCGCGCUCUGCCACAAUGUAACCCCCGUGUACGAGUCCAAUGGCGUGACCGACCAGGCCGAGGCCGAGAAGCAGUACGAAGACUCCUGCCGCGUGUACCAGGCUUCCAGCCCAGACGAGGUGGCCCUGGUGCAGUGGACCGAGAGCGUGGGCUUAACGCUGGUGGGCCGUGACCAGUCUUCCAUGCAGCUGAGGACCCCUGGCGACCAGAUCCUGAACUUCACCAUCUUGCAGAUCUUCCCUUUCACCUACGAAAGCAAACGCAUGGGCAUCAUCGUGAGGGAUGAAUCAACUGGAGAGAUCACGUUCUACAUGAAGGGGGCGGAUGUGGUCAUGGCCGGCAUCGUGCAGUACAACGACUGGCUGGAGGAAGAGUGUGGAAACAUGGCCCGGGAGGGGCUGCGGGUGCUCGUGGUGGCGAAGAAAUCUCUAGCAGAGGAGCAGUAUCAAGACUUUGAGGCCCGCUACGUCCAGGCCAAGCUGAGUGUGCAUGACCGUUCCCUCAAAGUGGCCACAGUGAUUGAGAGCCUGGAGAUGGAGAUGGAACUGCUGUGCCUGACGGGGGUGGAGGACCAGCUCCAGGCGGACGUGAGGCCCACACUGGAGACCCUGAGGAACGCCGGCAUCAAGGUUUGGAUGCUGACGGGGGACAAGCUGGAGACAGCCACAUGCACAGCGAAGAAUGCGCAUCUGGUGACCAGAAACCAAGACAUCCACGUUUUUCGGCUGGUGACCAACCGUGGCGAGGCCCACCUGGAGCUGAACGCCUUCCGCAGGAAGCACGACUGUGCCCUGGUCAUCUCUGGAGACUCCCUGGAGGUCUGCCUCAAGUACUACGAGUACGAGUUCAUGGAGCUGGCCUGCCAGUGCCCGGCCGUGGUCUGCUGCCGCUGCGCCCCCACCCAGAAGGCCCAGAUCGUGCGCCUCCUGCAGGAGCGGACGGGGAAGCUCACCUGCGCCGUGGGUGAUGGAGGCAAUGAUGUCAGUAUGAUCCAGGAAUCAGACUGCGGCGUGGGCGUCGAGGGAAAGGAAGGAAAACAGGCUUCGCUGGCCGCAGACUUCUCCAUCACUCAGUUCAAGCACCUUGGCCGGUUGCUCAUGGUGCACGGCCGGAACAGCUACAAGCGCUCAGCCGCCCUCAGCCAGUUUGUGAUCCACAGGAGCCUCUGCAUCAGCACCAUGCAGGCCGUCUUCUCCUCCGUGUUUUACUUUGCCUCCGUUCCGCUCUACCAAGGAUUCCUCAUCAUUGGGUAUUCCACCAUCUACACCAUGUUCCCUGUGUUUUCUCUGGUUCUGGACAAAGACGUCAAGUCGGAAGUCGCCAUGCUGUAUCCUGAGCUCUACAAGGACCUCCUCAAGGGACGGCCGUUAUCCUACAAGACAUUCCUGAUAUGGGUUUUGAUCAGCAUCUAUCAAGGGAGCACCAUCAUGUAUGGGGCGCUGCUGCUGUUUGAGUCAGAGUUCGUGCACAUCGUGGCGAUUUCCUUCACGUCGCUCAUCCUCACGGAGCUGCUGAUGGUGGCCCUGACCAUCCAGACCUGGCACUGGCUUAUGACCGUGGCCGAGCUGCUCAGCCUGGCCUGCUACAUCGCCUCCCUGGUGUUCUUACACGAAUUUAUUGACGUGUACUUCAUCGCCACUCUGUCCUUCUUGUGGAAAGUGUCCGUCAUCACUCUGGUCAGCUGUCUGCCCCUCUACGUCCUCAAGUACCUGCGAAGACGGUUCUCCCCUCCCAGCUACUCCAAGCUCACGUCCUAGGCUGUGCGCUCGGGGGGAGGACCCUGUCUCCGCGCCUUCCCGGUGGAUGGAGGUCAAGUCGGGUUGAUAGUCACCGCCACCUGUGGAUUUUGCAGGAAUUGCGACCACGUGCAGUUCUGAUGUGAAGAGGCCCUGGGCUUCCACGGAGCCCCGACCCUGAGUCAAGGGGAGGGAGGUUCCCGGGAGGGGCCCUUGCGGCCCGUCUGAACCCCCGGUGAUUGGCCUUUGAGUGAAUGUGACUACGUUACAGCCGGUGACUCGCUGAGGGGAUUUCUACAUGGGUCACUGUGCAGGCUUCCUUAUGACUUGAAUUUUGCUGUCAUGUGAUAAAAGUUUCUGUCCGGUUGAAGAUUGUAGCGGGUUUUUGUUUUGUUCUAAACAAUCCUAAUGUGUGUGCACUUUUUACGUCUUUCUGCUCUUAAACAACAGGUCUGAGAGAAAGUUAAAGCUCUUAGUAUUUGCGAGAAAAGACAGUGACAUUUGGUAAAAAGUUAACCAGACGGUAAUCUCAGCUCAGAACUGCUAAAUAGGCCCUUUGAGGUGGUCCUGCUUACUGAAGCUGCACGGGGUUCCUGGGGUUACAAAGGCAAACGAGAAGAGAGGGGGAGGGACCCUGAAUAAACGGGAGGGAGAGCCGAAGAUCCAGCACGUUAGCUUCCCUCUGAUUCAGCGUCUGCAGCCCGGGGGUUAAUGUCACCUGCCACCUCGUAAAAGAAUUUCAAAGGUGUUCUCUCGCUUUGUUUGGACCCAGUUACAAGCAUAAAGCCUGUGGCUAUCUGAGGACACCCUCAUACAUUUUCAGCAGAGUUGUUUUAGCAGGAAAUGUGCCACUGAACAGCCCUAAACGUGUCGACACUGUGAUAAGAGACCCAACUAAUUCUUCAGACAACACAGCACAUGUGGCUCAGAUCCUCUGAGUCCGUGGUGGAAAGGUCAGGGGCUGGGGCUCUUUCCUUCCACGGAAGUCUGUUUCCUGUUAGGAGGAAUUACUGAGGAUGGAGUGACAAAGUCAGAGGCAUCUUAACGCGUUGCCACUCGUCAGUGGCGGCUUCAAGCAAGGGGCCCAGUGGGAGGAGGCGAGGCUGCAGCUCCGGGGGCUGGGCUCCAUGCGGCUGCCCGCACGUCUCCCGGGGAGCUGGCCGACUCCUCUCCGCACCAGGCUGGGGCCCACGUGUGUGCGGUUCUCACAAAGCUGGGGCUUCUGGCUGCAGAGGCAGGAGAGGAUCUGCAAGCACACGGCAUGGCAGGGCAAGGCGUUCUUGGGUUUCGAGUCUCUCCUGGCAGAAGCCACAGAUUCUGUAAGGGUUAAGCUGGUAGAACUCUAGGAGCUGAGUGUUUGAUGUCUUGGAUUUGUGAUUCAUUCUUUAUGAGUACACGCCCUCCAGCCCUCCAGCCCUCCAGCCAGCUACUUCUUCAUGUGCUUAGUUCAGGGAUGGAAGUUACGGCCACUCUCCCCGGGGAAGGCUGCUCUUGGAGAGCUGGGGACACGAGGAACAGAUGGUCCUGGACUUCAGAGUGCUUAAUAUGCCUGUGUGUUUCUGUUGCCCUUUUAAAACUUUAGAGUGGCAGUGAAUUGGCUGUGACAUCACUUCUAUUUUUGUUUUAAGAUGCUGCAGUUUUGCAGUAUUUUUCCCCUUCUGUUCCAACCAUUUCUGCCAUACAGGAAGCGUCUGCAGAAAAUACAUGUUGCAUUGAGUGAAUGGUUAUUUAGGAGGAGGAUCUUUGUCCAGAGCUUUCAGAAAGGGUGAGUGAGUCUGACGUCUCCGCUGGGUGAUUUCAGAGGUAGAGCAGGUGGGAGAAAGUUGUGCUCAACAUUUCUGCUUGGACGUCAGCCUGAAAGUCUACAAGUAGUUCUACUCUUGAGUUCUCAAACUCGGAACCUAACCUUGUUGACAGACAGGUGAUGGCUCCUGCAGGUAGGUCUCAUGGAACCCUUGAUUGGAGAUUUUUAGAUGUUUCCAGCAGAUACAGGGAGUGAAGAUGGUCUCUUUGGUCUUUUCCCUAAUUCCCAGUUUUGGUCGAGGUGCUUGAAUUGACGUUGAAAGUCAACACCCAAAGUCCUGCUUGACGUCUUGGAGGGAGAAAGCAUCUCAGGGGCAGAAGGAGCCGUGCCUGGAAGCCACAGGUACCUGCUUGUGCCAUCAGCAGACCUCCUUGUUCUGUCGUCUCGACCACACCGUGGUGGAGCACUCAAAGGUGAAAAGGACCAAACGCAAGUGGAGGCCGCAGCCUCAUUGGAGAGCCACCCUGCCCGUGGGCAGCCUGCUCCCACCCCCCACUGGGGUUCUGGGGUGUCUGGAAGUGACACACGUGCUUCUCAAACUCUGGGGACCCACGGGGCAUGAGCCUCGCGUCGGCUGACCACACGGUCCUUUGCUGCACACACCAGCCCGUGAACCCUGCGGGGACCCGGCAGACGCGGGCACUCACUGUGUUAGCCGAGCCGUGGGGAGAUGAACAAAAAACCGAGCUGUUGUACUGGAAAGUCCCGAGUUCACAAACCUCAGCCAUGAGGACUCCGUUCACCCACCUGCAAGGAACGCAGGAAAUACCAUUGACACCUUGGAGCUCCGCUCGCCUUGGAACUCCUUGGAGCCGAGUCUCCAGCAGCCAGUUUGACCCGAGGCAGAGGCCCCCCUACACACAGUCAGUGCUGCUUAAAUACUUCUCGUCCAAGUAAAAAGUACAGCCCCCCCCCACAAGACAGCACUGGGUAUUUCUGUCCAAGUAACUCCCUUUGAUUAUUUUUAUUAUAUUUUGGGGUGAUGGUGGUGUGGGCGUGGGCAAGAACGGGAUCUGUUUGGUUUCUCUCCCCCCCCCGCCUUCCUCCCUUUCUCAAGGAAAAUGACCAGAAGGCUUCCCCAUCCUGAGUGAUUUCUCCUGCCUGUCCACUUUGAUUCUAAUUUUGAGAGCGUGUACGCGCUCAGAGAGCCAGGCUGCGCGGACUCGGGCUGUGAGGGGCACAGGACUGCCCGCAGCCACGGAGGGCAUCCUGGGAGCGCCUGGACGCGGGGCAGCCCAUCUGUUUACAGUCACCUGGAGCUGGGAGGCCCAGAGCGGGGGUUCCUCCCACUGUUAGCUCUGUUCUAUCCAGAUCCCAGACUCUCUUGCCUGAAGUGAAACCCCCUUUUUUGUAGCAGUGAUCUUAAAUACCAACGUCUGCUUACCCUGUUCCUCUGUGUGUUUUCUGCUGAAAAUUUAGGUUCUACUGACGAUGAUUUUGAAUGUAUUUUGGCUUUUGUGCACAUUGGAAGUUGACAUGAUGAUGCCUGCUUCUCUUCCUCCAGCCUUUUGCUUUUAGACUGUUUUUGUUUUGACUGGGGUGGGGGUGGGAACGCCCUCUCGCCUUUACGGGGCAGCGUUUUAAACCUCUGCCGAAAUUGCAUGUGGGACCUAUGUGUUGUUUUGCUUCAUCCUGUUUAAGGCAAACACCUAUCAGCCAUUUUUAUCUUUGACCUUUUUUGUGUGUCUGAAAUAUGUGUAUGUGUGAGUGUAUGAUGUCACCUCAGUUGUUUUGAGGACAUCUUUGGUUGUCAUUGGGUUAAAAUCCUGUCACUCCUGGCUUUGUUUUCCUUAAGAAAUAUGCAAGGAGCUUUGCAAAGACAACAGAUUUUAUUUCUCCCUUCUUUUAACGUAAAGCUUUUUUUUUCUUGUCAUUUGUAUGUACGUCUUAGGAGAUAUUUCCAUUAAUUAUGUCCAUUCCGUCUUGGGGGGAAAAACAUAUUUUGCUUUUGGAUGGAGCUGAGAAGCACGUGAGCAGCACAGCUUGUGCUUGGACCUGCGCGGCGUCCCCUGUGAACCUGUCUUCUCCAGCGCACUGUGGUUGGAGGCAUGGUCCGCUAGUGUCACGGGGCAGUGUCUGUGAAUACUGUUUCUGGGGGCAGGUGGGACAGGGGCGUGGUUCCCCCCUAAAAAAAAAUUGUGGCUAAUUUAUUAUUUCAUUGCAGUAGGGCUGACUGUAAACUCCUCUGGGACUCCAUGAAUUCCUCCUUAGAAUUCCUCUUUAUCUGUAAUCUGCAUUGCAAAGAUUCACCAGGACAGCGUUUUUUGAUUAGAGGGAACCUCUGGUACAGAGCUUUGAUUUAGCAGGAACUCUCGGAUGAUUUAAAUUCUCCAUCCUGUGAUGACGCACGUGCGAUCCUGCGUGAUGCUGAGUGGUUCUACUUUCAUUGUCCUCCAGCCUGGCCCAUUGCUGUUGCCCAAUAAAGCUUGUGUACCUGUGCCUUUGGGGGUCAUUUUAAUUCGUGCAGAAACAUGAAUUCUGGUGUCAAAAUGAGGGCUUUUUAGUAUAACGCUCUUAUUUUGUGUGUAUCUCAUGGUACAUAAAUGUAAAUUGGUUUUUCUCCAGUUAAAGAAUAAUUUUAAUUUCAGAAAAAAACCCAAACCAAAUCCCAAACCCAUGCAUUAUUUAUUAUUCUGUACUGUUGUCUGUUCCAGGCAUGUGAGAAUUUUAAAAAGUGAUUUAUAUUAAUAGAAAAAAAGGCAAACAUUUUAUUUAUACACACAGUGCUUGAUUGCUUGGCAGCCCCCCCCCCUUUUUUAUAAGCAAGUGAUAGAAAUUUAGGAAUAUGGUCACUUAAGUUUUAGGGAAGAAAGUUUAGGAAUAUGGUCACUUAAGUUUUAGGGAAAAAGAGCUUUUUAAACUGUGGUAUAGGAUGCAGGGGACGUCGUGUUUUAUUAAUUUAAUCCAGUGAUUCUUAAACGGGUGAUUUUUGUCCCACAGGGGACACAUGGCCAUAUCUGAAGCCAUUUUCGGUGGUUCUGUGCUGGCAUCUAAUGAGGAGAGUGCAGGGAUGCUGCAGGGAGACCCUACAACGCGCAGGACAGCCCCGCAACAGAAUCAUCCAACCCAGCAUCAAAAGUGUUGAGGCUGAAAAACCCAAACACAGUUUGCACGUGUUAGUUUUGCCAUUUGUAAGAGUCUUCACUUCCAAAGGAGCCCAGCGGUAUAAACCCCCAUCUCAGGAAGCCGGUCAGCCAUGCGUCCACCUGGCCGCGUGUUUUAUUAGCAGCUGUUUGCAGGGCAGGCUGCUGGUUUCCCCUCACUGGUUCCUGCUCGCUCGUGGGUUAGAAAGGGGAUUGUGCGUUAGCUGUGCCGCCAUCGAGCGCGGUCCCCUAGGCGCCCGGGGGGUGACGCGCCAGCUCUUGUGACCUGAGCUUGUAGGAGGAACAGAAGGACAGGACUUCUUAAACGCAGGCCGUCAGUGUGAAGUUUUCUGACUGCAUCUGUCGGCUGUGAAAUUCUGUUCAUGUGCAGACACUCCUCGUUUCGAGCCACUAGGGGGAACUUGAGGACUGAGAGACGUUUCUGUUUCCUGUUUUCGCCAACCCCGCAGGCGCAGCCUACCCGACCAAGUCUGUUUCAAGAUGCUGCUGCUUUCAGAGCUUCAGAAUUUAUUUCAUGGCCAACAGCUCCGUUAAAAACAGACAUUUCUUUUUAUGUUGUUGACCAGACUGUUUUGCUGGACUUAGCUUGAAAGAAAAAAAAA
This is a messenger RNA of Vicugna pacos (alpaca), 9003 nucleotides long. The record is from RefSeq and is a predicted model, not a curated record. Lineage: Eukaryota; Metazoa; Chordata; Mammalia; Artiodactyla; Camelidae.